Messenger RNA from Vidua chalybeata, 2098 nucleotides. RefSeq names its product collagen alpha-1(I) chain-like. NCBI's taxonomy places the organism in Eukaryota, Metazoa, Chordata, Aves, Passeriformes, Viduidae. The record is from RefSeq and is a predicted model, not a curated record. The transcript has 3 exons. Bases 1 to 1329 code for a protein of 442 amino acids.
AUGCAUGAGGUCAGCGGCUCUGCAAACGCCUCCGAGGGACACCGGGCUCCAGGCGGAGCCGCACGGGCAGCGGGCCGGGAGCCACCCCCGCUCCUCGGGCAGGGCUGCCCGGGGCUCCCGGCCCGUCCUGGGCACCGCCCUGCCCCGGCCAGGAGGCGCCUUCCUCCCCAGCAUCAUCCUCCCGCAGCACUGCGCCCCGGCCCCACAGCUCCUCCGGCCACCCUCCUGGCCACGGCACGGACGGGGAGCACUGGCCAAAGGGCCAGGAGGCCUGUCAGGGUGUCAGCGGCCAGGGAGCACUGGCCAAAGGGCCAGGAGGCCCAUCAGGGGUGUCAGUGGCCAGGGAGCUCUGGCCAAAGGGCCAGGAGGCCCAUCGGGGGUGUCAGUGGCCAGGGAGCACUGGCCAGAGGGCCAGGAGGCCUGUCAGGGUGUCAGUGGCCAGGGAGCACUGGCCAAAGGGCCAGGAGGCCCAUCAGGGGUGUCAGUGGCUGGGGAGCACUGGCCAAAGGGCCAGGAGGCCUGUCAGGGGUGUCAGUUGCCAGGGAGCUCUGGCCAAAGGGCCAGGAGGCCCAUCAGGGGUGUCAGUGGCCAGGGAGCUCUGGCCAAAGGGCCAGGAGGCCCAUCAGGGGUGUCAGUGGCCAGGGAGCUCUGGCCAAAGGGCCAGGAGGCCCAUCAGGGGUGUCAGUGGCCAGGGAGCUCUGGCCAAAGGGCCAGGAGGCCCAUCGGGGGUGUCAGUGGCCAGGGAGCACUGGCCAGAGGGCCAGGAGGCCCAUCGGGGGCGUGAGUAGCCAGGCAGCUCCAGCCCUGCUCCCUGAGGCUCCUCACCCUGCAGCCCAGGCCUCGGUGCCCAGCGCAGACCGAGCCCCACAGCCAGAUCCUGAGGAACAUCCAUGCAAAGAGCUGUUGGCCAAGCAGAAUCCACGGAAAAGCAGAUGGCAAAGUCCACUGGAGUUCAACGGGGCAGUGACAGCUGUGACGCCCUCGCUGCCAACACUGCUGCACUUCAGAGCCCCUGGCCUGGGCAAAUGGGCAGGAAAUGAUCCUGCACGGCCAGGAGAGACAUUGGGGCUUGCCAGGAGAGACAUUGGGGCUUGCCAGGAGAGUGAACAUUGCCUCUCUCCAAACUCAGGCACCCCAGAACUGCCCAGCCCUGGUUCUGCAGUCACUGCCUCGCCCCAGAGCACAUCCCCACUUCUCAUUGCACACACUCAGCGAGGCUGCAAAGGACCCCGAGUUGGAAAAGUGCCCCCAGCCUGCCCCUCUUUGGUUCCUCUCUCAGAGAGGAUUUGGUGGGACACUCAGAAUUUCCAGCACGUUCCCAUCUGCUGAAUUUCAGCCUGGAGCACUGGGUGCCAUGGCAUGGCAUCUUCUGCACCAAAAGCAGCAACUCCUGGUUUAUUUUUCCCUUUCCCUGAAGGAGGAGCUCCACAGUAUUAACCCCUAUGAAAUAUUAUUAAUAAACUCGGGAAGGAGCUGGGGCCAGAUGCAUGAAGCCAGGAUUCCUUGCUGGAAGCACAGAGUCCAGCACAAACACGUGGGAGUGUUCCCAGGGCUUGUACAGCCUCUGAUCCCUACAGAAAAUGAACCUGCUCCAGCUUCCCAUGGCACAGGCACUCCUGGCAUUGCAAUGCCAAGGGUUUCUCUCAGCCCCUGGUUUACUGAACCUGCAGCUUUCUCUCCUAAGAUGCCUCCAAAGGCAGAGAGCAGAGGUUUGGAAUUCAUUUUAGCACCUCCUCACUAACAGCAGGGACUUUCUCAUGGUUACAUUGUCAUUAAACCAUAUUUUGCUUGCAAAUCUGUUAAAAAUGGAACUCUAACCCAAAUGUAUCUUAUGGAAUAUGCAUUUCUCAUCGUGGCCCUGCUGCUCGCUUACAGAUGAGGAAAGCAUUGUGAGCACAUGAACUGUGUUUGUUCGUGUCAGGAAAUGCAAUGAAAUAAAAAUGUAACAAUUCUUUCAGUUCUAUAAGUUUCAUCUUCAGGAAUUAGCACAAAGAAUCAUUUUUACAGAGGUUUACAGGAGAAAAGACAUCAGGAUGCAACUUGAAAUUCAUUUGUAAUAGGCCCAGAUGUGUUUUAUUGUCCUUCCUUGUGCUCGCUG